Messenger RNA from Lizanozyma spartinae, 231 nucleotides. RefSeq lists its product as uncharacterized. The transcript is spliced from 2 exons. NCBI's taxonomy places the organism in Eukaryota, Fungi, Ascomycota, Pichiomycetes, Serinales, Debaryomycetaceae. The coding region runs from base 1 to 231 and encodes 76 amino acids. The record is from RefSeq and is a predicted model, not a curated record. Gene Ontology annotation, cellular component: endoplasmic reticulum membrane. Gene Ontology annotation, biological process: vacuolar proton-transporting V-type ATPase complex assembly.
AUGGCCGUUGAUGUUCCCAGAUCAGUGGUUCAGAAGUUGAUCUUCUUCACAGCUGCUAUGGUGAUCUUGCCUUUGUUUUCGUUUUUUGUUUGUCAAUAUUUAUUUGGAAAUAAUGCCAUUAUUUCUGGAGGUGUUGCAGCUUUUACGGCCAACGUUGUUUUAAUCGGUUACAUUGUCGUAGCUUUCACAGAAGACAAUGGUGCUAAGGAAGAUGAAAAGAAGAAGGAAUAG